AAGAAGGAAGCUUGAAUUAGAAACUUUCUGAAAAAGUGGGAAACAACAAUUCAGAAUCGAUCGGAGGGAGAGAGAUGGAGAGCGGUCUGAUAUCGGUGGACCGGUGGAGGAAAGGAAGUCAGGCUUACUUCUUGACCCAUUUGCACUCCGAUCACACUCGUGGCCUCUCCGGCGAGUGGUCGCAGGGUCCUCUCUACUGUUCCCGCACCACCGCCUCUCUGUUUCCUUCCCGAUUCCCCGGCUUCGACCUCUCAUUGCUUCGCGUCGUCCCACUCUCUUCAUGGCGAUCACUCUCCCUCCGCUCUCCUUCCUCCGGCUCCUCCGUACGCCUCCAUUUCAUGGCCAUCGACGCCCACCACUGUCCCGGGUCCGUGAUGUUCAUGUUCCGGGGAGAUUUCGGAUGUUUUCUCUACACGGGAGACUUCCGGUGGGAUUGUGAAGGUGAAGAUGGAGCAAGGACCACUCUCGUCUCUGCUAUUAAGGAAUUCCCCGUCGACAUUCUUUACUUGGACAACACCUAUUGCAAUCCCAUUUACUCUUUUCCUUCCCGUCAAGUCGCUGCACAUCUCGUUGCUGAUAUCAUCGCCUCUCAUCCUUGCCAUGAUAUCAUCAUAGGAAUCGACUCUUUGGGGAAGGAAGAUAUGCUCCUUCUUGUUUCCCGUUUACUCAAUAUCAAGAUUUGGGUUUGGCCUGAGCGUCUCCGUACCAUGCAUCUUCUUGGGUACCAAGACAUUUUCACAACUGAUACAUCUCUUACAAGGGUGCGUGCUGUUCCUCGUUAUAGCUUUAGCAUUCAGACGCUCGAGGGCCUGAAUAUGAUGUGCCCAACCAUCGGCAUCAUGCCUUCCGGUCUCCCAUGGCUUAAAAGACCUUCCAAUGGAGUCGGAGAUGGCAAACUCCUCUCUGGCUCCCUUCUUACUGCUUCAACCUUGCCUUGUCGGAAACAAUUACCUGCGGGGGUUCAUCAGUUCCAUGACUAUAUGUAUUCGGUACACUACUCUGAUCAUUCUUGCUACGAGGAGAUUGGAGAGUUCGUAAACCUUGUCAAGCCAAAGAGCAUGAAAGGAAUUGUGGUUUCAUCGGCUUGUUACGUUGAGCCUCUCUACUAUUUUGGGCGUAUCUGCCGAGUUAGCCAACCGCCAGAGUUGCUGCUUUUGAGGCCUGACACUGCCGAGCAAUUUCGAGCUGUUAGGAUCAAGUCAUUCUCUGGAAAUGACGAGACAAUAGAUAAGGAAAGAGAGAAACGGUUGAAGCGAGAUGGUUAUUCAAGUUUUAAGAGAAACAAGAAGAGAUCACGUAUACAAGUCAAGCGCGCAAAAAUUUCAGAGAUUGAUUAGCUUUAAUUGCCUGUUGGUACUGUCUAACAUGGACGACGAGGCUGCUUAUUUUGCUUGGAAGCUUACGUUGGUGUUUAUGUAAAUGUUCUAAUACUCUCUUUCCAUAGAACACAAUUAUUUUUCUUUGUUAGAGUCGUAGAGGUGCAAAUAUAUA
Eutrema salsugineum is the source of this 1491-nucleotide messenger RNA. RefSeq names its product 5' exonuclease Apollo. The record is from RefSeq and is a predicted model, not a curated record. Gene Ontology annotation, molecular function: 5'-3' DNA exonuclease activity; damaged DNA binding. Gene Ontology annotation, biological process: interstrand cross-link repair; double-strand break repair via nonhomologous end joining; protection from non-homologous end joining at telomere. The transcript has 4 exons. NCBI's taxonomy places the organism in Eukaryota, Viridiplantae, Streptophyta, Magnoliopsida, Brassicales, Brassicaceae. The coding region runs from base 75 to 1337 and encodes 420 amino acids.